This is a messenger RNA of Papaver somniferum (opium poppy), 429 nucleotides long. RefSeq lists its product as uncharacterized. NCBI's taxonomy places the organism in Eukaryota, Viridiplantae, Streptophyta, Magnoliopsida, Ranunculales, Papaveraceae. Bases 1 to 429 code for a protein of 142 amino acids. The transcript has a single exon. The record is from RefSeq and is a predicted model, not a curated record.
AUGAACAAGGGUGGUUUGGGUGUGAAGAAUUUGAAGCUUACAAACUUAGCUCUUUUGUCUAAGUGGAUUUGGAGGUAUACUGGGGAGAAUGAAGCUUUGUGGAGAAGGAUUGUCCAGGAGAAAUGCAAAGGAAACAAGGAUGUGUAUUUACCUGUGGAUGACAAUUCAUCACAGGGAAGGAGUUUCUGGAAAAACAUUUUAAAAACAAGUCAUUUGGUUCAAAAAAAUUGUACUUUUCAGGUGAAGAAUGGGAAAGCAACAAGAUUUUGGUAUGACAAAUGGUGUACCAAUGGUGUUCUCAAAGACAGAUAUCCAGCUGCUUUCAAAGCCUGUAAAAACAAGAAUGCUUCAAUUGUUGAAAUGGUGGUUAAUGGAAGGCUUGUGUGUAAUACAAGAAGGAGUAUGAAUGGUGCUGAACAACUGCAAUGA